Messenger RNA from Haemorhous mexicanus (house finch), 2464 nucleotides. RefSeq lists its product as uncharacterized. Bases 793 to 2133 code for a protein of 446 amino acids. The record is from RefSeq and is a predicted model, not a curated record. The transcript is spliced from 2 exons. NCBI's taxonomy places the organism in Eukaryota, Metazoa, Chordata, Aves, Passeriformes, Fringillidae.
CUAGGAAGUUCUGCGGUUCCCCCUUCCCCAUUGGCCUGUAUGUUGGUGCCACCCUCUUCCCCUCAUUUCAUUUGUACACCCCCAAUCACUCCACUCCUGCUCCUCCCCUGGUCCCCUAUCCCAUUGGUUCUUUGUACCCUAGCCCCUCCUAUUUGCUACUAUGUUAUAAACCCUGUUCCUGCCUAGCUCUGGGCUUCUUGCCACCUGCUCUCCUUCAGCCUGGUUGCAUCCCUGCUUCUCUCCUACCCACCUUGCCUAAGAUCCUCUACUGCUCCUUGAAUAAACCCGGUUGGACCCUUCGCAGAGUGUGCAGAGUCCUCCUUCUUCAUCUGGUUGGACCUUUUUGAGCUACCUGGGAUUGUGUGCGCGUGAGGUGAAUCGAGGAGACAGCUCCCCUGGGAGUUGGACCACCUGCCCAGGAUUCCCUCCAGCGGGAGAAACCUGAGAGGGUCAUCUCAUCCCCUCUACAGCAGCCUCAGAUCCCGCAGCUGGCGCCCAACGUUGGGCCUGGGCAGUCAUUGGCUCGUCCAGAUCCUUGAGAGCGACUCCUCAGCGUGGGCACUCCGUGAGCAGCCGCGACGGGAAACAAGCGCCGUUUGGUUCCAGCUCCAGGGAGAGCAAACUCCUCGAUUGUGCAGAGGACUGCUCUGCCUGGCCUGCUGACAACCCUCUGUGCUUCGCUGCAACUUCAGUAGCUCCGAGGGAGCAUCAGCGACCCCGAGGGACCGGCAGGAGCCAGCCAGCCCCCGCAAGGACCUUUCCUUUUGCCCGGUGUUUCCGACUUGUUGGAACAUGUUUUAUAAAACCAGAAUUCCCUCCAUGAUGAUCCCGAGACCCCCCCUUGACAACACUGGUGCCACCAAGAAUGCUGCCACAGGUGCUGCCACCAUCUAUCUCCUUCUGACUAUCCAAGUGGCCAGCGGUUGGAUCAUACCGCAGCUGAAACAGAACGUAUGGGUCACCUUAGCGAAGUCCCUCCAACAGGAAAAUCUCUGCAUGACCAUGGGAAGUGUGGAUGACCCACUCUCCACGUGUCUGGUGGGAAUCCCCCUGUCACAAAAUGAAUAUCCUUACGUAGGUAAGAAACCCAACCCGGCAGACUCCUGGGAUGAAUGGACGAGGAUUUUCCCACAAGCACCACAGGAGCCCCAGGAAUUAGAUCUACUGGGCUCCACCAAAGCUAGUUUCUGCGUCACCUUUGAACACAGGGCGAGACCGAAUUGGCAACCCACUGCUAAACCACAAAGUACAGAUGUCUCGCCCCAUGAUAAACGAUACAAUGUGGCAGAAUGGUGCAAUUACACCAGCACCACACCAUCCAAGUCCAUGUCCUAUCCCAGGGUGCUCCCAUGGGGAGUGUUCCUCAUCUGCGGCGACAGGGUUUGGGCAGGAAUCCCCUCUAAUAUCAAAGGGGGUCCCUGCAGCCUUGGCCAGCUAACUACCCUCACCCCAAAUUCCACCUUAAUAAAUAAUUGGAAGAAAAAUAAAUUGGCCCGCCAAAAAAGAUCCUUGGAAGAAUUCGACCCCAACUGCGACAGUCAAAUUUAUAAUUGGGGUACCACUAAGAGGGUGGCAGUGUCCAUUUUUCUUCCUUGGGUUGCCGCUGCCAAGGCCCUCGGUGAGCUUUCUCACCUGGGGUGCUGGUUGAGUAAGCAGGCCAAUGCCACGUCCGCCGCCCUAUCCGACCUUUUAGCGGACGAGGAAACCACCAGACACGCCACACUCCAGAACAGAGCUGCCAUCGACUUCCUUCUGCUCGCCCAUGGUCAUGGCUGCGAAGAUUUUGAGGGACUUUGCUGCUUCAAUCUAUCCUCGCACAGCACCUCGAUUCAAUCCAACAUUAAAGGACUGCAAAACCAAGUCAGAGACAUCCAAACCGAGAAGAAGGCAGCCAACUGGCUUGAUAGACUGUUUGGACAAUGGGGUGUCCCUGAAUGGCUGAUUUCCAUCCUGAAAAGUUUUCUAUGGAUCAUCAUCAUCUUAGUGAUUGUACUUACGGCAAUUAGUUGCUUCAAGAAGGCUCUGCAGAAAAGUCUGGGGGAAGCUUUUUUAGUAAACAGAAAAGGGGGAGAUGUGGGAGGAGACCCUAGGGAUAGUGGGGUGGAGAUGCCUUGGGAGGGCACUCCCCUGUAGAUGUCCAUCAACUAUGGCUCCCUCCCAAAGAGCUAGAAAGUUCUGCGGUUCCCCCUUCCCCAUUGGCCUGUAUGUUGGUGCCACCCUCUUCCCCUCAUUUCAUUUGUACACCCCCAAUCACCCCACUCCUGCUCUUCCCCUGGUCCCCAAUCCCAUUGGUUCUUUGUACCCUAGCCCCGCCUAUUUGCUACUAUGUUAUAAACCCUGUUCCUGCCCAGCUCUGGGCUUCUUGCCACCUGCUCUCCUUCAGCCUGGUUGUAUCCCUGCUUCUCUCCUACCCACCUUGCCUAAGAUCCUCUACUGCUCCUUGAAUAAACCCGGUUGGACCCUU